CCAGGGAGAUCUAUAUUACUCUUAAGAGGAAGCAUGGCCAGCACUAUUCUCUCGUGUAACUAAUACACAUCGGUAUGAAUCAAAAUACUAGGUCAUCGUUUCACACAAGGAUAUUGACACCAGUCUGCUACAAUGGAAGUGUUGAUGCAUCACCUUUGGCAGAGAGUCUUGCCCCACCUACCCAGAGCCAUGAGCACUCCCUGUAAAAGCGAUUUGAGCUGUGCUGCUGGACAUGCCCCCACUGACUCCAUCUCCCGACCUAGCACACACCUUCCCCUAGUCUCCCAUCUCUUCCAGCCCUCCAACCUGCGUGAUGUGGGCCAGGAGAAGCGUGCUCAGGUGGAUAUGACCUGCAAGAGCCAGAGACUGAUGCAGCAGGCAGGUCUCAUUCACCCCUCCAACCCUGGCUGCUACUACUACCUCCCGGCCACUGUGCGCUCCAUGGAGAAGCUGGUGAGGCUGAUCGACCAGGAGAUGCAGGGGAUCGGUGGGCAGAAGCUGGACAUGCCCAGCCUGUGUUCGGCAGAGCUGUGGAGACUCAGUGAACGCUGGGACCUGAUGGGGAAAGAGCUGUUCCGCCUGAGGGACCGCCACGGGGCGGAAUACUGCCUGGGCCCCACCCAUGAGGAGGCUGUGACAGAACUACUGGCCUCUCAGGGAACCCUGUCCUACAGGCAGCUGCCUCUGCUACUCUACCAGAUCACCCGCAAGUUCCGUGAUGAGCCGAAGCCUCGGUUUGGGCUUCUACGCGGGCGGGAGUUCUACAUGAAGGACAUGUACACAUUUGACAUGAGCGAAGAAGCUGCAUACCACACAUAUGAAUCUGUGUGCCAGGCUUACACCCGCCUUUUCUCUCGGUUAGGCCUGUGCAUUGUCCAGGUCCACGCUGAUACAGGAAACAUUGGAGGUAAACUCUCCCAUGAGUUUCAGCUCCCCGCAGACAUCGGAGAGGACAGGCUACUGGUCUGUGGUAGCUGCUCCUUCUCUGCCAAUGUGGAGACCAUGGAACCAGGCCGGACAGACUGCCCACAGUGCCAGGAGGGAACGCUGGUGGAGUCUAAGGGCAUAGAGGUAGGCCAUACGUUCUACCUAGGCACCAAGUACUCCCACAUAUUCAACGCCACCUUCAACAACACCCAGAACAAGCCUGCUGUCACUGAGAUGGGCUGCUUCGGGCUGGGUGUGACCCGGAUCCUCGCUGCUGCCAUCGAGGUGAUGUCCACGGAGGAGGCAAUCCGCUGGCCUGGGCUGCUUGCCCCCUAUCAGGUCUGUGUUCUGCCCCCUAAAAAGGGCAGUAAGGUGGAUGAGGUGGCUGGUUUAGCUGAGGAGCUGGCCCUCAGUCUGGGGGAGGCUCUGCCUAGGCUAAGAGGUGAGGUGGUUCUGGAUGACCGGACACAGAUGACCAUUGGUAAGAGGCUGAAGGACGCCAGUCGGCUUGGAUACCCGUACGUGGUGGUAGUGGGACAGAAGGCUGCCGAGGAGACGCCCAGGUUUGAGGUGAUCUGUCAGCAGACUGGUGAGACAAUGUUCCUCAGUAGAGAUGGACUUGUAGACCUACUCAGAUGUGUGGAGACAGUCUGAGUUGCACUGAUCUUGGCAUGGAACUGGACUACUGAGUGCACGACAAAACCUUUUCCCCCUCAGGAGACUGAAAAGAUUUGGCAUGGGUCCUCAGAUCCUCAAAAGGUUCUACAGCUGCACCAUCGAGAGCAUCCUGACUGGUUGCAUCACCGCCCGGUAUGGCAACUGCUCGGCAUCUGACCGUAAGGCGCUACAGAGGGUGCGCCAAGUCUAGGACCAAUAGCUUCUACCUCCAAGCCACAAGACUGCUGAACAAUUCAUUAAAAUCUCCACCGGACAAAUUACAUUGAACCCCCCCCUCCCGCGUACAC
Molecule: messenger RNA, 1892 nt
Organism: Oncorhynchus gorbuscha (pink salmon)
Lineage: Eukaryota; Metazoa; Chordata; Actinopteri; Salmoniformes; Salmonidae
Product: probable proline--tRNA ligase, mitochondrial
Exons: 3
Coding region: 133-1581 (482 amino acids)
Biological process (GO): prolyl-tRNA aminoacylation
Cellular component (GO): cytoplasm; mitochondrion
Molecular function (GO): ATP binding; proline-tRNA ligase activity
Source: RefSeq, a predicted model, not a curated record